Owenia fusiformis is the source of this 986-nucleotide messenger RNA. The record is from the annotation of a GenBank genome assembly. Lineage: Eukaryota; Metazoa; Annelida; Polychaeta; Sabellida; Oweniidae.
UUUCAGUCUUGAACUGUACUGUUUCUAUGACCCGUGCAUUCACACAAGUUCGGUACAUUCUGUGAUUGUCAUUGAGUGAGAACGCAUCUUCUUUAAAAAAUCCACAAAAUGGUAUCGCCAAUUUCGGUUGCUGUGUUGUGUGUCCUGACAAUCGGGUGCUUGGCCCAGGACCCAGAGCCCUGUUGUAUUCCAACACAAUGGCAAGCAGACCUCUCUCAGGCCCGAGCUGUGCUAGGAGGUGCACCUGUUCCUCUCCUAGUCACCCUUAGUAACAGAGCAUAUGUGGACAUCCCGAAUCAACGAGCUGCCAUUAGUGUUGAACAACGACUUGAUGACGUAGUCCAGAGAUUCCGCAUCAUACAGGACUAUUCAGCCAACAUCCAGUAUGUAAUCACUGAACCAAGUAAUGGAAAUCCCCUUGUAUGUGAAAGAGAAGAAACAGUUCUUGGAACCAUCGAUCCUUGUGCACUUCGGGCUGUUAACGCCACAUUUAUGCGAAGCAUGGUACUAGGACUCAAUUUAGAGAGUAAUAUGUGGAGGUUUGAAUUGGUAACUCCAGUAAUACAGAUGACUGCUUACACGACUGUUGCCACUGCCAGCUGUAUACCCGUUCACUUGCUCUAUGCCGGGGCACUGAUCCCUACUGGUACUCCGAUAAUGAGUAGUAUCACCUACUCCGACUAUGUGCUAGGGCCAGUUGAUGAUGGCAUAUUUGCUCUGCCCCCUGAAUGCCAGGCCAUGUCACACAGUGACAAUGUAAGGCCUGUUAUACCUGACUGGGUUCAGCCAUGGUUCCAACAUCUCUCUACUCGGUAUAUGUAAUAACUAUUGAAAAGGACAUGGACUUGAAUGAUCAAAUUGAAUAUUGACAAUACUAGUAAAUCAAAACAAGUGGGUGAUAACAAUAGCUCACCAUGUGAGCAAAAAAUGAGAAGACAUUAUUGCUUUAUCUUAAGAGCUCUAUGGACAUAGUACUGAUAAUUGUU